AUGUUUAAGUCUGUUGUUUAUUCAAUUUUAGCCGCUUCCUUGGCUAAUGCAGGUACCAUUCCCUUAGGGAAAUUAGCCGAUGUGGAGAAGAUUGGUACCCAAAAGGAUAUUUUCCCAUAUUUGGGUGGUGCCGGGCCAUACUACUCCUUCCCCGGCGACUAUGGUAUUUCUCGUGACUUGCCUGAGGGUUGUGAAAUGAAACAAGUGCAAAUGGUUGGUAGACAUGGUGAAAGAUACCCUACUGUUAGUUUGGCUAAGACUAUCAGAAGCACCUGGUAUAAGUUGAGCAACUACACCCGUCAAUUCAACGGCUCAUUGUCAUUUUUGAACGAUGAUUACGAGUUUUUCAUCCGUAAUGAUGAUGAUUUGGAAAUGGAAACCACGUUCGCCAACUCGGACGAUGUUUUGAACCCAUACACUGGUGAGAUGAACGCCAAGAGACAUGCUCGUGAUUUCUUGGCUCAAUACGGUUACAUGGUCGAAAAUCAAACCAGUUUCGCCGUUUUCACUUCGAAUUCUAAGAGAUGUCAUGACACCGCCCAGUAUUUCAUUGACGGUUUAGGUGACCAAUUCAACAUCUCCUUGCAGACUAUCAGUGAAGCUGAGUCCUCCGGUGCCAACACUUUAAGUGCUUGUAACUCAUGUCCAGCCUGGGACUACGAUGUCAACGAUGACAUCGUGGACGAAUACGACACUACCUAUUUGGAUGACAUUGCUAAAAGAUUAAACAAGGAAAACAAGGGUUUGAACUUAACCUCAACGGACGCCAGCACUUUGUUCUCGUGGUGUGCAUUUGAAUUGAACGCUAAAGGUUACAGUGAUGUCUGUGAUAUCUUCACCAAAGACGAAUUAGUCCAUUACUCCUACUACCAGGACUUGAACACCUUUUACCAUGAGGGUCCAGGUUAUGAUAUUAUAAAAUCCGUCGGUUCCAACUUGUUUAACGCCUCAGUCAAGUUGUUAAAGCAAAGUGAAAUCCAAGACCAAAAGGUUUGGUUGAGUUUCACCCACGAUACCGAUAUUUUGAACUACUUGACCACCGCUGGUAUAAUUGACGACAAGAACAACUUGACAGCCGAAUAUGUUCCAUUUAUGGGCAACACUUUCCACAGAUCCUGGUACGUUCCUCAAGGUGCUCGUGUUUACACUGAAAAAUUCCAGUGCUCUAACGAAACCUAUGUUAGAUACGCCAUCAACGAUGCUGUCGUUCCAAUUGAAACCUGUUCCACUGGUCCAGGGUUCUCUUGUGAAAUCAACGAUUUCUACGACUAUGCUGAAAAGAGAGUAGCCGGUACUGAUUUCCUAAAGGUCUGUAACGUUAGCAGCGUCAGUAACUCCACUGAGUUGACCUUUUUCUGGGACUGGAACACCACUCAUUACAACGCCAGUCUAUUAAGACAAUAG
Molecule: messenger RNA, 1404 nt
Organism: Saccharomyces paradoxus
Lineage: Eukaryota; Fungi; Ascomycota; Saccharomycetes; Saccharomycetales; Saccharomycetaceae
Product: histidine phosphatase family protein
Exons: 1
Coding region: 1-1404 (467 amino acids)
Cellular component (GO): fungal-type cell wall
Molecular function (GO): acid phosphatase activity
Source: RefSeq, a predicted model, not a curated record